Molecule: messenger RNA, 3903 nt
Organism: Cordyceps militaris CM01
Lineage: Eukaryota; Fungi; Ascomycota; Sordariomycetes; Hypocreales; Cordycipitaceae
Product: killer toxin sensitivity protein (IKI3), putative
Exons: 2
Coding region: 1-3903 (1300 amino acids)
Biological process (GO): tRNA wobble base 5-methoxycarbonylmethyl-2-thiouridinylation
Cellular component (GO): elongator holoenzyme complex; cytosol
Molecular function (GO): tRNA binding
Source: RefSeq, a predicted model, not a curated record
AUGCGCAAUCUAAGAAACCUUCGAUUCGGCCGUCUGGCUCAAGCUGAUGUAACCGCCGCAUGCUGGGAUCCUGAUACAGACGAAGUCAUUUGCACUAUUGGUCCAACAGCCCAUAAUCCCACCAUUCAGCUGCUUCGCAUAUCUGAAGGCCGCCAUCUCUCUCAAAGGCCCGUCACAAAUUGGGAUGCUCCGAGCCCAAAUCCUGACCUACCAGUAGACAAAAUCCUUAACAUUCAGUAUCUGAGUGCUACGGCAACAAUAUAUCUAGUUCUGGAGGGCGGCGACAUAAUCACCGUCAAGGAGGAUCAAGUCGGUGGUGAAGAUGCUCACAUUGAAAUUGUUGGUUCCAUCGACGAUGGCAUCUCUGCAGCUAGGUGGUCUCCCGACGAAGAGUUGCUCAUCAUCGUCACCAAGGCCAACAAUGCCAUCUUCAUGGGCAGCUCUCUGGACCCCGUCGCCGAGGUGGCCAUGACGGUCGACGACCUCCGAGCUUCCAAGCAUGUCUCUGUCGGCUGGGGCAAAAAGGAAACGCAGUUUCAAGGGCGAGGCGCCAAGGCGCUCCGCGAUCCCACCAUUCCUGAAAAGGUCGACGAGGGCGUUGCCAGCCAACAUGAAAACAGCGCCGCAACAAUCAGCUGGCGUGGCGACGGCUCCUAUGUUGCCAUCAACUCUGUUCAGCAGGGCUCGCGUCGCGUCAUUCGUGUGUACUCAAGAGAGGGCGAGCUCGACAGUGCGAGCGAGCCUGUGGAUCACCUCGAGAGCAGUCUCAGCUGGAGGCCAUCCGGAAAUUUGAUGGCCGGUAUUCAGCGGUUCCAAGACCGGGUUGAUGUUGUCUUUUUUGAGCGAAAUGGUCUUCGCCACGGCCAGUUUACUCUGCGCUCCUCUCUCGAAGAUGCGACUGCAUGCCCCAGCAUCCAGCUAGAAUGGAACACCGACUCUACCACCUUGGCGAUAGUCCUGAACAAGACAAUACAGCUCUGGACGAUGGGCAACUAUCACUGGUAUCUCAAGCAGGAGAUCCCAAGAGAUGUCGGCGGCGCUCCCACGCUAUCGUGGCAUCCCGAGAGAGCGCUACGACUGGCAUUCUCAACCGGCAAUGGCCUUAUUGUUGCGGAGCAGGUCUUGCAUUCUGCUAGGGGCUCCUGCCAACAGCCCUAUGAUAUUGGUGCCGUUGCCGUCGUGGACGGAUUGAAUGUCAAAUUUACUCCUUUCAGAACUGCUAACGUACCUCCUCCCAUGUCCUUUUGCGAUAUCGAGACCGAAUCGUCAGCCAUUGACAUUGCAUUCGGUCACCGCAACAGCUCUUUUGCCAUUCUUCACCACCAGGGUGUCGAUUUCUACGAUCUUCCCAGCAACAAUGGCAGGACUAGUAGACCAAAGCUGACGAAGAAGCUCCAUUUCACCCUUCCUUCUACUGAAUACUUUUUACCGCUUCGAAUUGUCGCCACAUCUACGGGAUAUCGUCUGUUUGCCUACCAGGGCGAAAGACCUGUCAGUGCCGCCAUCGAUGCAGGUGGCGCAAGCAUAGAGGCUCUCCAGGAUAUUCCUACUCCUCUGUUGAGCACAGCUACCUAUGACGAUGAAUCUACCUUAGAAGGAUACGGCCAAGAUGCCUCUGGAAAGCUGUACCAAAUUUCCGCAUCAGCGAUAAAGCCGCUGGGGAUCCAGUUCCCUUCAAUGCUGUCCUCUUUUGAGAUUUUCCAGCCGAGCGACGACGCUAUCAUUGCAUUUGGUCUCUCAGGAACUGGCCACAUUUACGCAAAUUCAAAACAGUUGGCCAAGAACUGCACCUCGUUUAUUCUCACACCUCACCAUCUUAUCUUUACGACUAGCAACCACUUGGUCAAGUACGUUCAUCUCGUGGAUGAUGUGGAAGAUUUGGAAGUCCCCGGGGAUGAUCCGGAAAAGGACGAACGAUGCAGGAGCAUCGAGCGCGGUUCGCGCCUCGUCACGGCGAUGCCAACAAACAUGAGCAUUGUCCUACAAAUGCCACGAGGCAAUCUGGAAACAAUUUAUCCUCGCGCAAUGGUUCUUGCUGGCAUUCGUCGUCUGAUUGACGCCAAAGAAUAUGGGAAAGCGUUCUCAUACUGCAGAACCCAACGAGUAGACAUGAAUGUGCUUUGCGACUACAAGUUUGACCAGUUUCUGGCCUCCGUUCCCAUUUUUCUGGAUCAGUUGAGCGAAAUCUCCUACAUUGAUCUAUUUCUCUCUUCACUGAAGGAAGAAGAUGUUACGCAAACCAUGUAUCAAGACACAAAGAAAUACAAACCAUCCGCCAACAUGCUGCCCUCAGAACUGCCCAGCUUCGCUACGAAACCUUCAGAGAGCAAGGUCAACACAAUCUGCGACGCUCUCCUCAAGGGCCUGCAACCGCGCAAGUCCAGUCACCUACAAAACAUCAUCACGGCGCACGUCUGCAAGAGCCCACCGGCGCUCGAUGAUGGCCUCACCCUCGUGUACGAACUCAUGCAGGAGGACCCCAAAGUUGCCGAAAAGGCCAUUGAGCACAUUUGCUUCCUCGUCGACGUCAACCGACUCUACGAGCACGCACUCGGUCUGUACAACCUGGAGCUCACCCUUCUCGUCGCCCAGCAGUCGCAGCGGGACCCCCGCGAAUACCUGCCCUUUCUGCAAACUCUCCACGGGUUGUCUCCGCUGCGCCGCCAAUUUGCCAUAGACGACCACCUCGACCGCCGCGCCAAGGCCCUCGCGCAUCUGCACGCGCUCGACGCCUUUGACGAGCUGUGCAGCUACGCCACCAAGCACGCGCUCUACCAGGACGCCUUGCGGCUGUACCGGUACGACGCGCCGCGGUUGCGCACAAUCACGACCCUCUACGCGGCGCACCUCGAGUCCACGUCCGCGUUCCGCGAGGCCGGCCUGGCGCACGAGUCGCUGCAGCAGUACGACCAGGCCGCGCGCUGCUACCGCACGGCCGGCGCCGACUGCUGGCGCGAGUGCCUGUUUUCCGCGCAGCGGCAGACGCCGCCGCUGGACCCCGACACCGCGCGCGAGCUGGCCACGACGCUCGCCGAUGCCCUCUGGGAGGCCAAAGACUUUUCCGCCGCCGCUACGAUCCACGCCGAGUACCUGGGCUCGCUCGAGACAGCCGUCAGCUGCCUCUGCAAAGGCUACCUGUUCGCCGAGGCCAUGCGCCUCGUCGCCCGCCACGACCAGCCCGCCCUGCUCGAGACGGCCGUCGACGCCGGCCUCGCCGAGGCUCUCGGCAGUACCACCGAGUUUCUCGCCGACUGCAAGGCCCAGAUUGGCGCGCAGGUGCCGCGCAUCGCCGAGCUGCGCCGCAAGGCCGCCGAGGACCCGCUAGCGUUUUACGAGGGCGACCGCGCCGGCGGCGGCGACGUCCCCGACGACGUCUCCGUCGCCGCCAGCUCGCGGCUGUCCACCGGCAACAGCCUCUUCACGCGCUACACGGGCAAGUCGGGCAGCGUAGGCACGGCCGGCACGGGCGUCAGCCGCGCCACGAGCAAGAACCGCAAGCGCGAGGAGAAGAAGCGCGCCCGCGGCCGCAAGGGCACCGUCUACGAGGAGGAGUACCUCGUCAACAGCACCCGCCGCCUGGUCGAGCGCGUCGGCGCCGCGCAGGACGAGGUCGAGCGCCUCGUCUUUGCGCUCGUGCGUCGCGGCAUGGCGGAGCGCGCCCGCAACGCAGAGGCCCUUAUGAAGGACGUCCUCGAGGCGGCCGCGGCCGCCGUCGCGCAAGUCUUUCCGAAUGCGGCUGCGGCCGUCGCGCAGGGCGGUGUCGAGGAGGCGCUGGUUGAUGGCGGCGAGUCGUUUCACGCCAAGGGCGGCGACGCGGUCCUCGCCGAGUGGAUGGGAGACCAGUCGAAAAUGGCUGAACCACCGGUGCUGGCCAAAAUGUCCAGGCUCACGCUGUUGGGAUAG